AUGCAAGUGCCGGUUCUCGGCUGCACUUUCCUCACGCUGUCAGAUCGUGAGGAAAGUACUGCCGAGAACCGGCAGUUGUCAGAGCGGGGAUCGGAACCGAUCAUCAGGGCACUGAUGAUCAGUGCCCUGAUGAUCGGUGCCCAGCAGUGCCACCCGCAAGUUCCGCCCACCUGUGCCCUGCAAUCACCCACCUGUGCCCAGCAGUGCACCCACCUGUGCCACUCUGCAAUUUCACACACCUGUGCCCAGAAGUGCCACCUACCUGUGCCCAGCAGUGCCACCCACCUGUGCCCACCCACCUGUGCCCACCAGUGCCACCCACCUGUGCCCACCCACCAGUGC
Molecule: messenger RNA, 342 nt
Organism: Staurois parvus
Lineage: Eukaryota; Metazoa; Chordata; Amphibia; Anura; Ranidae
Source: the annotation of a GenBank genome assembly